This is a messenger RNA of Selaginella moellendorffii, 1029 nucleotides long. RefSeq lists its product as uncharacterized. Gene Ontology annotation, cellular component: lytic vacuole; endosome. Gene Ontology annotation, biological process: SNARE complex assembly. The record is from RefSeq and is a predicted model, not a curated record. Gene Ontology annotation, molecular function: SNARE binding. The transcript has 8 exons. The coding region runs from base 33 to 923 and encodes 296 amino acids. Lineage: Eukaryota; Viridiplantae; Streptophyta; Lycopodiopsida; Selaginellales; Selaginellaceae.
AGAACCCUAUUUUUCUAUUUACUUUGUCAGCUAUGGCAGAAGGAGCUCACCUCUACGCUCUGGAUUUUGACGGCGUUCUCUGCGACAGCUGCGGAGAGAGCUCCAUUUCGGCGCUCAAGGCCGCGAAAUUGAGAUGGCCGGAGCUUUUCGCGAAUGUGAGCGCUGAGACGGAUGCAUGGAUUCUCGACAGCAUGCGGACUGUAAGGCGAUCGUUUCCUUCGAAUCAAACAGGCAGCCAUUCUUCCUUUUUUCUCUUCUCUUUCGUUUUCCAGGUCAGACCAGUUGUAGAAACUGGCUAUGAGAAUGUUUUGCUGGUGCGAUUGUUGCUGGAGCUCAAGGAACCUCACCGUGGAAAAUCCUCGGUGGUGAAUGGAUUGACAGUGGAAGGAGUCUUGGAGAAUUGGGAGAAGCUCAAGCCUGUGCUGAUGAAGGAAUGGGGUGAAGCCAGUAGAGACGAGCUGGUUGAGCUUUUUGGCAACGUGAGAGACGAAUGGAUCUCGAAAGACCUCGGGACUUGGAUCAGUGCAAACAGGUUCUACCCUGGAAUAGCUGAUUCUUUGAAGUUCGCGACGUCUCGAGUUUUUAUCGUUACUACAAAGCAGGCUCGUUUCGCUGCAACAUUGCUUAAAGAGCUAGCUGGUGUCGAUUUUCCUACAGACAAAAUAUUUGGUCUUGGCACUGGGCCGAAGGUGGAGGUAUUGAAGCAACUCCAAAGUCGUCCAGAGCACCAGGGAAUGAUUCUCCAUUUUGUGGAAGACAGGUUGGCCACACUUCAUAAUGUGAUCAAGGACCCCGCUCUUGACAGAUGGAACUUGUACCUUGGUAACUGGGGAUACAACACACCGGCGGAACGCGAGGCAGCAGCUGCUAUCACUCGCAUCCAAGUUCUAGACCUCCCAGAUUUCUGUUCGAAGCUCCAGUAGACAAACACGAUUCUUUUGUACACUGAAGGAGCAGCAAAGAGAAAUCUUUCUUUACGCAAGGAAGACGGUCUUCCGAUAAACGAAGGGAAGUUAUUACCAUCUUUUU